UAUCCCAAAUAUAAACUUUCUUUUUUUUUUUUUUUUCUUUUCCUUUUUCUAUUCCAUCCUGGUCAUCAUAAUCAACAGUAUUUAGUAUUUGUUGUUACUUGGACAGCUAGCUAGAACAAUGGCGUCGCGAAACGGGGUCGUGUUUGAGGACUUCUUCCCGACCAUGGUCGAGAAGUUAGGCACCGAAGGGUUCAUGAAAGAGCUGUGCAAUGGAUUCCACUUGUUGAUGGACAAAGAGAAGGGCGUCAUAACGUUCGAGAGCUUGAAGCGGAACGCCGCGUUGCUUGGACUGCAAGGCAUGGGCGAUGAAGAGAUAAUGUGUAUGAUCAAAGAAGGCGAUUUGGACGGUGAUGAAGCUCUCAACGAGAUGGAGUUUUGUACUGUCAUGUUUAGGCUAAGUCCCGAUUUGAUGAAAGCCUCAAGGGGAAUGCUGGAGGAUAUUGCUGCUAGUGAUUAUUAGUGUCUUCUUAUAGAUUUUAUUCUUUGAAUCAGCCGUGGCAUAAUUUUCGAUCUUGUUUUCCUAGUACUAUGUAUCAA
Messenger RNA from Morus notabilis, 537 nucleotides. RefSeq names its product calcium-binding protein PBP1. The coding region runs from base 119 to 460 and encodes 113 amino acids. Gene Ontology annotation, molecular function: calcium ion binding. The record is from RefSeq and is a predicted model, not a curated record. The transcript has a single exon. NCBI's taxonomy places the organism in Eukaryota, Viridiplantae, Streptophyta, Magnoliopsida, Rosales, Moraceae.